AUGCCUGCGCUGCCAUUAGUUGGCAGAUCGACACGUUCUCCUGCAAAUACGCCUGCAAAUACCUCGCCAAUCGACGAGGUUGAAGGUGUUUCCAAGGCUGUGGACGAUCUGACCAUCGACAACGGCCCAAUGAUGUCUGAUGCCACUGAACCUCCUGCUCCUACCAGUCCUGUUGCCACAGCCUCUACCGACAUCGUUGAGUCUGCAAAGAUGGAGCCAGCUAAAGACGAUGAUGUUUUUGGCGCCUCUGCAACCACUGAACAUCGAGAAGAUGUCAUUCCUGUUCCUCUUGCCCAGAAUAUUGUUGCUACUCGCCCUGAAGGCAAUAUUCGCACUCCAAUGGCCUACAAUGGGUUCGAACCGCGUCCGGAUCGCGUUUCUCAGCUCCCCAACGCCCGAAAUGCGCAGGGACUUUACCCUCCUGAUGCUUUGAUCUUUGUGGCAAACCUAUCGAAUCAGCGUUCUCCUGAUCAUCUGUAUGUUUCGUGCCAGCAGACCUUCGGUGGCUUUGGUCCUUGCCAUAUCAAGGUGCUCCUGGACAAGAAUCGCCAUCCAUUUGCUUUCGUGCAGUUUGAGAACGUCGAAGAUGCAAAUGCUGCUGUUGAUGCUGCCUCAAACAUGAUGAUGGAUGGCCGUAAGAUCCGUGUUGAGCGUGCCAAAGCUGAACGUGCGGUCAUACUGAGCAGACAGGAUGGAGGCAAUGUUUCCGAGGCUGAGGCUCGUCAUAUGCUGUCCAAAUACGGUCCAAUUGAGCUCUGUGUUCAUACCCAGGCUAUGGAUCGCAGCAAACACAAUAUGGCUGCUGGGGUCUACGUCAAGUUUGCAUACUACCUGGAUUGCCGUGAUGCUCUUCGUUCCUUCAACAACCAUGCAGGAGGCUACAACCUCUAUAUGGCACCUCCAGUGGAACCACGUCUUCGUCCUGGUCCAAAUGGAUCUCCUGUGGUUCGUGGCUUCUCUACUCCUCGCUCUGCUGUCGACCAGAAGUCCAUCUAUGUCGGCAACUUGCCAGAAGGAACGACUCGUCCUGAACUGGAGGGGUUGUUCAAUGAGUUCGGCACCAUUGUGCAGGUGAAUGUGAUCAGAAAGGACUUCGCCGAAGACAGCGUCAAUAUCUUCGGUUUCAUCGAGUUCAGCAACCCAAAAGAGGCUGAACGUGCUUCCAUGGCCGAACGUUCUUUGCACGGAGUCAAGCUUCGAGUCGAGCCGAAGGAGUAUUCAGCUCGUCGUACUCAGCGUACUGCAUACGUCCCACCCACUCCUGUUCGACAGAAUACUCCACGACGCCACGUCGACGCCGGGUAUUCUGGAAAUGCCAUGAACUACAACAACCAGAAUAUGUACGGCAUGCAGUCAAUGGCGACUCCUCCUGGCGGAUAUAAUCAAGGCUAUGCAAUGCCAGGAUUCAAUCCUUCUGCCGUUCCAUUCCUGGGGACCCCUACUCAUACUGCUAUGAACAACAUGGCUCCAAUGGGCAUGUUUUCCCCCUCUCCAGCUCAUAACGUGAAUGAGUACGGCCAGGGACAUUUCUACAACUACAGCUCUCCAUUGUACCCUGACCAAGGCCACAUGAUGGGAUCUAUUCCAGAGGAUGGAGAAGCAGAAUACUAG
Messenger RNA from Capronia coronata CBS 617.96, 1611 nucleotides. RefSeq lists its product as uncharacterized. Bases 1 to 1611 code for a protein of 536 amino acids. Gene Ontology annotation, cellular component: nuclear speck. Gene Ontology annotation, biological process: mRNA splicing, via spliceosome. The transcript is spliced from 8 exons. The record is from RefSeq and is a predicted model, not a curated record. Lineage: Eukaryota; Fungi; Ascomycota; Eurotiomycetes; Chaetothyriales; Herpotrichiellaceae. Gene Ontology annotation, molecular function: RNA binding.